This is a messenger RNA of Penaeus vannamei (Pacific white shrimp), 1037 nucleotides long. NCBI's taxonomy places the organism in Eukaryota, Metazoa, Arthropoda, Malacostraca, Decapoda, Penaeidae. The record is from RefSeq and is a predicted model, not a curated record.
CGCUCUCUGACCAGCCGGUUGUUGUUUUCUUCAGUCAGCUGAUUAGGAGUUUGUAUUAGAGUUUUCGUCAAUUAUUCGCGAAUAUGGCUUCUCUGCGCUGUGCAACGAGACUCGCUUCUGUAUACAAACGAGGCAUUGGGGCCGGCUUUGGUGUGGCCUCCCACCAGCUUGCUCCAGCAUGGGGUGCUGCGGCAACACAAGUAAGGCUGAUGAGUGCCCUCAGUCCAGAGUUCGAGUCGGCAAAGGCCAGGCUUGGGACUCUGUCGGAAGACCCAGGCAACGAGGCCAAGCUGAAGAUCUACGCUCUGUUCAAGCAAGCCACUGUUGGGGCUGUGAAUACCAAGAGGCCGGGCAUGAUGGACUUCGUGGGCAGGGCAAAGUGGGAUGCCUGGAAUAGCCUCGGCAAUAUGAGCCAGGAGGAAGCACAGAAGAACUACAUCAACUUUGUGAAUUCUCUGGCUGGGGCCGAGGAAGAGCAAGCCAAAGCACAAGCUGAAUCGGGUCAGAAAUAUAAGAACUUGCUAGUAACAUGCGAGAAUGGAUUGAGGACCAUCACCCUAAACCGCCCAGCCAAGAUGAACGCUAUCACGGUCGAGAUGUACGAGGAAUGGAUUGCGGCCCUGAAAGAAGCUGCAGAAGACCCAGCCACGGUCAUCACAGUGACAACAGGAGCAGGCAACUACUACUGCUCAGGCAAUGACCUCUCCAACUUUGCCAACAUUUCUCCAGAGAACAUGCAUGAACACUCGAAAAAUGCAGGAGUUUUGCUCAACAGGUUCGUGUCGGCGUUCAUCGAUUUCCCAAAGCCUCUCAUCGCAGUCAUCAAUGGCCAUGCUAUUGGUGUGUCCGUUACAGUCUUGGGACUAUAUGAUGCCGUCUAUGCCACAGACAAGGCGACUUUCAACACACCAUUUAGUAACCUCGGCCAGUCUCCUGAAGGGUGCUCAUCCUAUACCUUCCCCAAGAUCAUGGGCCCUGGCAAGGCAAAUGAAUUGCUGCUCUUCAACAAGAAGGUGAAGUUAUUUGCAAAUAUGUAA